This is a messenger RNA of Eurytemora carolleeae, 2984 nucleotides long. RefSeq names its product 6-phosphofructo-2-kinase/fructose-2,6-bisphosphatase 1. The coding region runs from base 54 to 1334 and encodes 426 amino acids. Gene Ontology annotation, cellular component: cytosol. The transcript is spliced from 15 exons. The record is from RefSeq and is a predicted model, not a curated record. Gene Ontology annotation, molecular function: fructose-2,6-bisphosphate 2-phosphatase activity; 6-phosphofructo-2-kinase activity; ATP binding. Lineage: Eukaryota; Metazoa; Arthropoda; Copepoda; Calanoida; Temoridae. Gene Ontology annotation, biological process: fructose metabolic process; fructose 2,6-bisphosphate metabolic process.
AUAUAUAUAUAGCUAAUAUAUAAAGCUAUAUUUUUUAUCUAGUAUAACAGAACAUGUUUUUCCAUAUUAAAGGGGGUCCUGGUCAAGUGAUUGUGAUGGUAGGGUUACCAGCUAGAGGGAAAACUUACAUUGCUAAAAAACUAACAAGGUACCUGAAUUGGAUCGGAGUUAGCACUAGAGUAUUCAAUGCUGGAGACUAUAGGAGACAAGCACAUGUGGAAAUGGCUAAGAAACCGAAACAUUCAUUCUUCGAUCCAAACAAUGCCGAAGCAUCAGCCAUUAGAGAGGCUUGUAUGGAGGCAGCUUUAACGGAUGCUAUGGAUUUCCUGCGGGACGGAGGAGGGAAGGUUGCAAUAUUUGAUGCUACGAACACUACAAGAGAACGGAGGAAGAUAGUUUAUGAUAAAAUCGUGAAUCAGAACGGACUCAAGUGUAUGUUUCUUGAAAGUAUUUGCAAUUCUGAUAAUAUUGUGGAAUCUAACGUGAGAGAAGUUAAAGUACACAGUCCAGAUUAUAAAGGAGUUGAUGCUGAGGAGGCCAUCUCUGAUUUCCUUGAGAGAAUAAAACAUUAUGAGGAUAUCUAUGAACCUAUCUCUGAGGAUUCUGAAAACCAUUUUGCCUUUAUAAAGAUAUUCAAUGCUGGGGAGAAAUAUGUUAUUCAUAAACAUGAAGGAUAUUUACAGUCUAAGAUAGUUUACUGGAUAAUGAAUGUACAUAUUACCCCUAGAACUAUUUAUCUAACAAGACAUGGAGAAUCUAUGUACAAUGUUACAAACAGGAUUGGAGGAGAUUCAGACCUGACAUCUCGUGGUCAGCAUUAUUCCCUUGCUUUGUCCUACUUCUUCAACCAACAUGUUAUUCCAGGACUCAGAGUUUGGACUUCUUGGUUAAAGAGGACAAUACAGACUGCAGCUCAUAUACAAGCUCCACAGGAGAGAUGGAGAGCUCUGAAUGAAAUAGAUGCUGGAGAUAUGGAGAACCUGACAUAUGACGAAAUUGAAGAGAAGUUUCCAGAAGAGUUUAAAGCUCGAGAUCAGUGUAAACUAACCUAUAGAUAUCCUAGUGGAGAGAGUUACCAGGAUCUAGUGGCUAGGCUUGAACCUGUUAUGAUGGAACUAGAAAGACAAGGGAAUGUUCUUUUAGUUGGUCAUCAAGCAGUUCUCAGGUGUAUCCUGGGAUAUUUCCUGGAUAAACCUCUAGAAGAACUUCCCUACAUCAAGGUUCCCCUGCACACUCUUAUAAAACUAACUCCCCAAGCUUAUGGUUGCGAAGCUGAGUUUAUCAGGUUUCCAAUCGAAGCCAACGACACCUACAGGCCUAAAGGAAGCUUCUGACCUAACCCGUCCCUAUCCUAUAUCUUUCCCUAAGAUCCCCUGAAAUGCCCCCUGAAGUGCAUUUUAGAGAAUUAGAUUCUCCGGCCCCAACAAUUGUAAAGGUACUCAAUUCUCCUUGAGAUAGAAGAAUAUCUGCCCGUAUCUAAUUCUAUCCCCGGAGCAAACAAUCCCAUUCUCCUUCAAUACUUCAAGCAUAUCUUUCUUCAACAUGAAGUUUAGCGAUGUUCUCUUUUUAGUGAUGAUUCAUAGAUUUUCCAUCUUUUAUAAUCGUAUACCAACUCUACCAACAGUGAUAACUGAGCCCUGCACUGUAUCGGCUGAACCCUGCACUGUAUCGGCUGAACCCUGCACCGUAUCGGCUGAACCCUGCACCGUAUCGGCUGAACCCUGCACCGUAUCGGCUGAACCCUGCACCGUAUCGGCUGAACCCUGCACCGUAUCGGCUGCCGUUUGUAUUCCUUCUCAAAAACCGGUUUAAAUUUAAUACCAGUGUAAGACUAUUUUUAUCAUAACAUAACAAUGAUAUAUUUCUAAGAAACAAAAUGGUAAAAUUUAAUGAAGGAUAAAAACCACAUUUAAACAUUUAAAGUAUUUACAUAUUUUAAUUUGAAGUAUUUUUUUAACUUAAGAUCAAAAUGAUAGUCUGAUAUGUUAGUUUUAAACUCUUGAGAAUCAACCUUUACAUUGUUAAAAGAACAAUGCAUAAUUUUAUAAUCUCUAUACAAGCAAACUAUUAAUAUGCCUUCCACUCCUAAAAGAUUGCUCAAAGAAAUAAAAAUGCAAUGGAAUAAUGAUCUUUAUUUUUGGCACGCAUCAACACAUCAAAAUGUUAGCUUUUUUACAAAAUUUAAACAAAUGGAUUUGGAAAAAUAUUUUAUUUGCAGAGUUAAAAUGUAAAGUUUGGAAAAUUCGUUUAGUUAAAAUCAACAGAUUUUUGAAUUCAAAUUUGUUUUAUGGUUUUAUAUACUUAUAUCUUUGUUGCAUCUGAAGUUUCCAAAAAUAUUAAUAUUAUCAGGGAUAAUUAAGAUCUGCAGUUUUAAGAAGAACGUUAACCAGGGUUGAACAUUUCCAAAACAACUCCUUUUAUUUAUUUUUGUAUUUUCUCAUAUUAUUUGCUAAAUUGUGAUGAAAAUACUCUUGAAUUUCAUGUUUUUAUUAUAUUUAAUUUUAUAGUUGAAAGUCAAAAUAUUUCUUUUCUUUUUAUAAUGAUAAAGAUCUGAUCUAUUGCAAUGAGGGAGCUCAUUCUAUUAAUUAGUUUUCAGUAGUUUACAUUUCUUCAUAUUCUGAAAUAUUUUAACUUGAAGAUUUAUUUAUCGGAACUAGCUUUUUAACGAUUGUAAAUGUACUCUUUUGUUAUUUGUACAAGUAUUGUACCGUACAAUAUAUAUAGAUGAACAAGCAUUUUACGGUACAGUACAGUGCAGUACAGUAUAGUUAAUGGGGUACAGUAGUAGCAUAUUGUUAAUUUUUUAUCUAAUUUUAAUAUCUCCAUGGUUCAAAUGUAAUUCUAAUCUUUAAAAAAUCGAUAUCAUAUAAUAUGCUUCCAUUUACAGUAACUAUAUUUUUAACCUACAUUUAAAUAUAUUUUUGUAUUUAUAAUUAGUAAAAUGUAUAUUAGUCGAACUAGAUGAAAAAUAAAACAUGUAUUCA